AUGGAGUUCAUUGGGACUAUCCACAGUUCCUUUAGAGGGGACAUUUCCCUCCCUUCCAGUGAAUUUAAUGUUUUCCUUUGUUCUUUUACAGAUGUUGGCAUGGCACAUGGGAAUGCUUUGGAGUUUAACAAAAUGAUUAAAGCCGCUACUGGGAAAUGUGCCCUGUUUUCCUAUUAUGGAUGUUACUGUGGAUUAGGUGGAAAGGAAACCUUGGUCACAUACUGCAGUGACCAGAGCCAGUGCAGGAGAGAGGCCUGUUUAUGCCACAGGAGCACAGCCCUCUGCUUCCAGAGGAUCCUGGUUACUCACAAUAAGUCCUACUGGGUCUAUUCAAACAGGCCUUGCAAAGGAAGCAAAGCCAGCUGUUAAGCAGGGCUGCCCUGCCCUGGACGUUUGCAGUUGUUGAUUGGCUGUGCUCAUUUUUAAGGGAGAAAUCAAACAAGAAAUGUUUGAUGCAGAACCCUGAGCCUUUGGAGCCAUCCACUCAGCUGCAUCCCAAAGCCUUACCUCGGGAUCAUGUAUCAAUAUUCAGACGGCGAGGGUAGCACAUCCAUUAGUGUGAGAUCAUAGGUGUGUGUACAAGGAGAUUGCUUUGUUAGCAAUCUUCUAGACCCCAGAGCCACCUUGAGAGUUGCCAACUUUUGCUUUUUUCUCUUUCUGGCAUUUCUAUAGCAUCU
Messenger RNA from Dermochelys coriacea (leatherback sea turtle), 677 nucleotides. RefSeq names its product phospholipase A2, membrane associated-like. Gene Ontology annotation, molecular function: calcium ion binding; A2-type glycerophospholipase activity. Lineage: Eukaryota; Metazoa; Chordata; Testudines; Dermochelyidae. The transcript is spliced from 4 exons. The coding region runs from base 1 to 369 and encodes 122 amino acids. The record is from RefSeq and is a predicted model, not a curated record. Gene Ontology annotation, biological process: lipid catabolic process; arachidonate secretion; phospholipid metabolic process.